AUGAAUCAGCAACAGGAAGACAUCAUGAGUGAACAUUAUUUUGGUGGACUGUAUGGAGAUACAGAGAAGACCCUUGACAACUCUAUGGCUGAUGCCCAAAUGGAUGUGGUACCCACAGAGCCCACUGAGCUUACUGCUUUCUUGCUGACUCUGGAGUAUCACCUCCUGAUCCUUCAUGGUGAUCUGAAGAAAACUCCUUUGAGUAAUGCUGACUUUUCAUGGUUCACUGAUGGUUCUUAUUUAAAAGGUGACAACGCUAUUAUUAAGAUCCCAGGGAAUUCUAAAUUUGACUCUCUGGAAGCUAAAGGGAAUCACCUUGCUGAUAGUUCUUCAAAGAAUGCUAUCUUAAAUGAACCAACAGCAGCCAAACUUCUGUCACGGUCCAAAGAUAACUUAGAAAAACUGGCUAGAGAAGCCAAACAACCAGCCUCAGAAAAGGAAAAAACAAGUACAACACCAGAAGAAAUCAUAGAGAAGAGGAACACAACCUCAGACUUCAUUCUUCUAGGACUCUUUAAACACACAGGACUCCACCUCUUUCUCUUCAUGUUGGUGCUGACAAUGGCCAUUGCUUCUUUAGUGGGCAAUGCCCUCUUGCUUCUCCUGAUUUACUGGGAUCCGUGGCUACACACACCCAUGUACUUCCUACUGAGCCAACUCUCCCUCAUGGACUUGAUGCUGGUUGCCACCAUUGUGCCCAAAACGGCUGCUGACUACUUGACUGGCAAGAAGUCCAUCUCCCCUGCUGGCUGUGGGUUGCAGAUCUUUGUUUCACUCACAUUGGAUGGUGGAGAGGGUUUUCUCUUAGCAGCAAUGUCUUAUGACCGCUUUGUGGCUGUUUGCCACCCACUGCGAUACCCUGUCCUCAUGAGCUGGCAGUUAUGCUUGAGAAUGACUUUGGGGUGUUGGUUCCUGGGGGCAGCUGAUGGGAUCAUGCAAGCUGCUGCUACCCUGAGCUUCCCAUUUUGCAGCGCUCAUGAGAUUGAUCAUUUCUUCUGUGAGGCCCCCAUGCUGGUGCGUUUGGCUUGUGCCAACGCAUCAUUCUUUGAAAAUGUAAUGUAUAUCUGCUGUGUGUUAAUGCUUCUGGUCCCCUUUUCCCUCAUCUUGACUUCCUAUAGUCUCAUCCUCUCUACUGUUCUCCAGAUGCAUUCUAGAGAAGCCAGCAAGAAGGCUUUUGUUACCUGCUCCUCACAUUUGGUUGUGGUGGGAUUCUUUUAUGGAGCUGCUAUUUUUAUUUACAUGAGACCGAAAUCUUACAGGUCAGCUAACCAUGAUAAGCUUGUGUCAGCAUUCUAUACUAUCUUCACCCCUGAGCUGAACCCCCUCAUUUAUAGUCUGAGGAACAGUGAGGUCAAAGUAGCCUUGAAAAAGUGGCUGGGGAAAUGUGCAAAUUUAAAAUGCCAGCAAGCUUAGUCCCACUC
Molecule: messenger RNA, 1421 nt
Organism: Ceratotherium simum simum (southern white rhinoceros)
Lineage: Eukaryota; Metazoa; Chordata; Mammalia; Perissodactyla; Rhinocerotidae
Source: RefSeq, a predicted model, not a curated record